Exaiptasia diaphana is the source of this 987-nucleotide messenger RNA. RefSeq names its product hydroxyacid oxidase 2. NCBI's taxonomy places the organism in Eukaryota, Metazoa, Cnidaria, Anthozoa, Actiniaria, Aiptasiidae. Gene Ontology annotation, molecular function: FMN binding; oxidoreductase activity. The record is from RefSeq and is a predicted model, not a curated record.
AUGCUGUCUCGGGCUUCCUGUGGCAAAACAACAAAAUGGCGACAUCAGAGCAGAGAUCUCACGAACCUAUGUGUCUAAGCGAUUUUGAAGAACUUUCUAAAGAGAGGAUGAGUGUUUUGGCUCUGGAAUACUAUUCGGGAGGUGCUGAUGACGAGGUAACGCUCAAGGAAAACAUUCAGGCUUUCAAAAGGUUGAGGUUAAGACCUAGAAUGCUUCGAGGGAUAACAGAAGUGGACGUGUCUACCACUAUUCUUGGUCAUCAAGUCAGCAUGCCGAUCUGCAUUUCACCCACAGCGGUACACAAAAUGGCUCACCCUGAUGCCGAGGUUGCCACUGCAAAAGCCAGUUAUCCUCAAAGGUAUCCUUACAGCAGAAGAUGCUAAACUUGCUGUUCAACAUGGUGCAGAUGCCAUCAUAGUGUCAAACCAUGGUGGUAGACAGUUGGAUGGAGUACUAGCAACUAUUGAUGCUCUACCAGAAGUAGUGUCAGCUGUCAAUGGUCAAGUUGAGGUAUACUUGGAUGGUGGAGUGAGGCUUGGUACUGAUGUAUUGAAGGCAUUAGCACUGGGUGCACGUGCUGUGUUUAUUGGUCGGCCUGUGUUAUGGGGACUAGCGUGCCAGGGGGAGGAAGGUGUUCACAAAACUCUUGAGAUUCUACGCACUGAACUAAAGACGGCAAUGAUUCUCUCAGGGUGUUCCUCGUUAGCUGAUAUUCCAGCAUCUCUUAUAACAAAACAAUGCCAAUGUAAUCUUUAAAAAAUGGAAGUACGUUAUGGCUUGUAAUCCAGACUAAAAAUUGGCGCUAGUUUGACAUAUGAAGAUAAAAUUCAGUUCUUAGCACGGAAAAACGCUUUAUCUCAAACACUUAUAUUUAUUAGACUUCCAGUAAUUUACAUAUUAGCAUAUAAACACCGAGUUAUGAAAAAUGGUCAGCUGUAACAGUUCAUUGUUGUAAACUGUUAACAUUAAAUACAACAUCCAAUUCUG